Messenger RNA from Kwoniella shivajii, 1632 nucleotides. RefSeq lists its product as uncharacterized. The transcript has a single exon. Gene Ontology annotation, molecular function: DNA replication origin binding. The coding region runs from base 1 to 1632 and encodes 543 amino acids. Gene Ontology annotation, biological process: DNA replication. Gene Ontology annotation, cellular component: nuclear origin of replication recognition complex; nucleus. The record is from RefSeq and is a predicted model, not a curated record. NCBI's taxonomy places the organism in Eukaryota, Fungi, Basidiomycota, Tremellomycetes, Tremellales, Cryptococcaceae.
AUGCCUCCUAGACCAAGUAAAAGAGCUAGACCGUCUUCUCCGACCGCUUCACCCGAUCCUCUCACUCUUGAGGGAAUCGAUGACGAACCUUCAGCUUCACACCUCGUAUCGUUCCUUACUAGAUAUGCGGAUCAUCAAUCUUCUGGAUCUUCUUCUGGGGAUGAAGGCGAUCAUGACGGAUUCGAUAUUCCAUCCGAAGAAGAGGAUGAUGAAGAUGUAGAUUUGGAUGAAGAAGAUGAUAUAGAUGCUACACCUACUAAAAGAGCUAAAAUGGGUUUAGUCGGUACUUCAACACCUAAAAAAGCUACUCCACGAAAGAGAAAAGGAUCAAGAACUCCAGGUGCAAGUACAGGUAUGACACCAAGGAAAACACCCAAAAGGAAAGUUGAUCCAUUUGAAUUCGAAUUAGAUGGAGAAGGUAUAAUAAGGAUAUCAAAAGCAGAUCGAUAUUUUCAACUUAUAUCUAGAAGUUCAAAAACAUCUGGAAAUUCUUAUUCGUUACUUACCAAACCACUCUCACAAAAUCAAUAUGAUAUGUAUACUGAACUAUCAUCUAAAGCGAGAGAAUCGAUACGACCACCGGAAACGUUUGAAGAGAGAUAUGACCAAUGGGAAUUAGAAUUAAACGAGGGUUUCGGUUUGAUGUUUUAUGGAUUUGGGUCAAAAAGGAAUACUAUCAAUCGAUUCGUUAAAGAAAGGUUGACUAAGAGAGGAAACGUAGUCGUCAUCAAUGGUCAUUUCCCACAACUUGGCAUAAGAGAUGUCCUAUCUCAAAUCGAAGAUAAUUUAGCUGUCCCACAAGAUAUACCAAUACCACCUUCAUCAAAUUCAACAACGAUAGAAAGAUCGGCUCAUAGGAUAUACGCUCAUUUCCUUCCCACCCACGCGAUACCUCCUUUCAAGAAAAAAGACUACCGUAUAGCAGAAGGGGUUUUGUAUCUGAUAAUACAUAACAUCGACUCACAUUCUUUACGAAAACCAUUAGCCCUAUCUAUAUUAGCUUUAUUGGCAUCUUCACCUAGAAUACAUAUCAUAGCAACAUUUGAUCACCUUCAUGCCCCUCUCCUAUUCUCUCCGGCAUUGAACAACACUCCGCCCCAUACAUACUGUGCAGGAGGAUGGAAUGGGUCAAUACCUAUGGAAAGAGGUUUCAAUUGGAUUUAUCACAACAUGACAACAUAUGCUCCUUAUACAUCCGAACUUUCCUAUCUUCGAUUAUCAGCAUCUUCUCACCUAUCGUUGUCUUCUUCUGCGACUGGUAUAUCGGAGGAAGGAGCUUUGCAAAUCCUUCGAUCGGUACCUCCUAUGGCAGCAAGAUUACUCAAACUCCUUCUUACUCGACAGAUGUCAAAUUUGCCUCCUGAACCGGUUCAUCAUAUUGCUUACCCAGCAAACCAAGUUGCACCGGUGUUUGCAGUCGAUAAUGACAUAUUGCAAUCAUUAGCUAAAGAGAAGUUCAUUGCGAGAGAAGAAGAGAGAUAUGACGCACUCAUUGGAGAAUACCGGGAUCAUGGUCUGGUAGUGGAAGCUGGCUUAGAUGGGGAAGGGAGAACAGGUAGAUGGGUGUGGGUUCCAUUGGGCAAGGCAGCUGUGGAAAGGGUACUGGAAACCAUGAAAGAGGUAGAAGUGUGA